Molecule: messenger RNA, 1406 nt
Organism: Hydra vulgaris (swiftwater hydra)
Lineage: Eukaryota; Metazoa; Cnidaria; Hydrozoa; Anthoathecata; Hydridae
Product: gamma-glutamyl hydrolase
Biological process (GO): tetrahydrofolylpolyglutamate metabolic process
Cellular component (GO): vacuole
Molecular function (GO): gamma-glutamyl-peptidase activity
Source: RefSeq, a predicted model, not a curated record
UAUAAUUUUUUUACAUUAAUUUUAGUAACAAAAAAUUAUGUUAAGUAAAAUAAUUUUGUCCCUGUUGCUUGUUGUUGCUACAUCAGCAAAGAAAUGCUCCAAGUCUUGCGAAAAGAUAUCACCUUAUCCUACAAAUUUUUUUGAAGACAUAGUUCCACAUUUUGUAAAUAAUAGACCCACUGUAGGAGUUGUAGCAAUGGAAAUACUUGGUCAGAAAAUGCUGGUAGAAGUUCCUUGGUCUGAGAACAAAGAUUACUUUGGAAGCUCUUUUGUAAAACUUUUGGACGCGGCAGGAGCAAGGGCUGUACCAAUUAAAGAGGAUAUUACUAAAAAAGAUUUAAAUAUCCUUUUGCACAAAAUAAAUGGAGUCAUUAUACCAGGUGGUGAUGCUGACAUUGGAGAUUCCGGUUAUGAACGAAUUUCAAAGCAAAUUAUCAACCACUCAAAAAAAAUGGCAAAAAAAAACAUUACUUUUCCUGUACUUGGAAUAUGCCGUGGGGCUCAGAUGAUGAUGAUUGCAGAAGCAGACAAAGACUUUUUAGUUGAGACAGACUCCUUAAAUUACAGCAUUCCGUUAGACUUUACAGAUGAAGCGCGAGAAAGUCGCCUCUUUGGACAUGCCCCACAAGGAUUGUUUGACGCUCUUGGGACAAAAGCUAUAACUUUUAACGCGCAUAAAGCAGGCAUUCCAACCGUAAACUUCUACAAUAACACAAAGCUGAUGGAAACCUUUAGAGCAAUAUCAACAAAUUAUGAUCGAAACGGCACUCAAUUUAUAAGUACAUUUGAAGGUCGACAUGCACCUUUAUACGGUCUUCAGUGGCAUCCUGAAAAAUCUCUAUUUGUUUUUAAUCCAGUUCUGGCAGUGGACCAUUCCAUCAUUUCAAUUAUAGCUGCCCAAUACAUAUCUAACUUUUUUGUUUCAGAAACACGAAAGAAUCCUAAUUCUUUCAGAGAUCGAGCCGAUGAACAAAAUCAUCUUCUUUUAAGUCAUUAUCCAACAUAUGUAGGUAACAUUACUGAGACACCAUAUGAACAAAUAUAUCUCUUUGACUUUGAAAAACCGUACCAAAAAGGAAAGAAACCAACAGAGUUUUAAGUAAACAUUUUGGUUUUGUAAAACGUAACACAAGAUUAGUUUGUAAAUAAAAGAUAUGGUAAACGUUUUGGAAAUAACUCUGGGAAAAAAACUUGCAAUACCAUCUAACUUAACUCAUUUCGAAGAAGAAAACAAAACAAAACAAAAAAAACAAACAAACACGCGUGUUAACAUAUUGUGAUUAUUUUUGAAACUAUUUUUUUUUUAAAUACCCAUAAUAUUAUUUUUUUUUAAAGCGGAAAUGAUAUUGUUGUAUUAUAUUUGUUUCGUUUAUAAAAAGAUAUAAAUUCAUUUGACUUCACCUUCA